Molecule: messenger RNA, 3846 nt
Organism: Cloeon dipterum
Lineage: Eukaryota; Metazoa; Arthropoda; Insecta; Ephemeroptera; Baetidae
Gene: dachs
Product: unconventional myosin-IXb-like dachs
Exons: 13
Coding region: 80-3535 (1151 amino acids)
Biological process (GO): actin filament organization; vesicle transport along actin filament
Cellular component (GO): vesicle; actin cytoskeleton; myosin complex
Molecular function (GO): ATP binding; cytoskeletal motor activity; actin filament binding
Source: RefSeq, a predicted model, not a curated record
GGCCAGGCCAGGCCAGUGGGUGCUGGUGCCUGGCGGCGAGCGGCCAGCGUGGAGCGGAACGGCCGAACGGCCAUGUCCCAUGCUGCUGCUGCCCGACCAGACCUACGAGCCGGCGGCCGCGGCCGCCGACGGGACCGGCCCCCGGCCACCCUCCUCGGACGACGAAGACGACAGCGACGACGGCGACGACAGUAGCAGCUCGGAUGACUCGGAGGCGGCGGGGGCGGCUGCGCGGGGGCGGCUGGGGGCGGCGUGCUGCGUUGCGCGUCGUGUGCUCACAACCCUGGCCGCCUACGACCGCUUCCUGCACGCCAACAACAUUCGGCCCGAUUUUUUCUGCCGACACAAGGAGAAGGUGGCCCUGCAGCACCUGCUCACCACCAAACUCAAGUGCACACACCGCAACGCAGAUGCAAAUUCAAAUGAGGCUGUGCAUCUGCAGCAGCGUCUGCGCAGCCUCAGCUCCGAGCUGGUGACGUUGCGCAGCCGUCUUCACGUAGGCCAGUCACACCAGAUUCCGUCGUUGCAGUCACACCAGCCGUCACCGCAGCCACAGCAGCAGCAGCAGCCGCAGCAGCAGCCGCCGGCGCUGCCGCCGGCCAACAAGAAGCCGGCGGCCGCCUCCGGGGGCGGACGCCGCGGUCAGCUGCCUGAGCCACCCGAAAAACUGCCGGUGUGGAACUUCAAGGGGCCCUCUCCCCCCGUCGUCGCCGCAACCCCCCUUGCCACCGUCCCGGCCCCCAUGGCUCCCACCGACCUCGACGACCUCAUCCACCUGCCAGGACCGUUGACCGAAGACGCCGUGCUCAGGGCGCUGCAGGCCAGGUUCGCAGCCAACCACCACUAUACAAAUAUCGGGCCGAUUCUGCUGUCCUUGAACCCGUUCAAUGACGUAGGAAACCCGCUCACCCUGAGCAGCACCAGGGGCAUCCCGCUCAACCCCAAGCUCGUCAGGGUGGUGCAGGAUGCCGUGCGUCAACAGUCUGAAACCGGAUACCCACAGGCCAUCAUCUUGUCAGGUGGCAGUGGCUCGGGCAAAACGUAUACCUCAAUGCUGCUGCUACGGCAGUUGUUCCACGUGGCGGCCGGCGGCCCUGAGACUGACGCCUUCAAGCACCUGGCCGCCGCCUUCACCGUCCUGCGCUCACUGGGCAGCGCCAAAACCAACACCAACGCAGAAUCUAGUCGAAUCGGUCACUUCAUUGAGGUGCAGGUGACGGACGGCGCGCUCUACAGAACCAAGAUCCACUGUUACUUCCUCAACCAGACAAGGGUAGUGCGGCCUGCCAAGAACGAGAAGAACUACCACAUCUUCUACCAGAUGCUCGCUGGGCUCAGUCCUGAUGAGAGGAUGAAACUGAACCUGGAUAAUUACUCGAUCCAUAAGCUGAACUACCUGCGCCACGGUGACACGUGCCAGGAUGAGGCGGAGGAUGCGGCACGUUUCCAGUCUUGGAAAGCGUGCCUCGGCGUGCUUGGCAUUCCGUUUAUGGACGUGGUGCGAGUACUGGCCGCCAUACUACUGCUCGGCAACGUCACUUUCGUGCACAAGCAAGGCGCGCCCGCCCCCGAGGUGGCCGUCGAGGGCGAAACUGAGCUGGCCGCUGUUGCUUCGCUGCUGGGCGUGCCAGUAGGCGCGCUCUGCCGGGGACUCACCACCAGGACGCACAAUGUCCGCGGACAGCUCAUCAAGUCCGUCUGCGACGCCAACAUGUCAAACAUGACAAGGGACUCGCUGGCCAAGGCCCUCUACUGCCGCACUGUGGCUACAAUCGUGCGCAGAGCUAACAGUCUGAAGCGGUUGGGCUCGACCUCAGGCACCCUGAGCUCGGACUCUAACGAGUCUGUGCACAACCAGGCCGAGGUUGCGAGUCAACACGCGUCUACCGUUGGCACCGCUGGUUCUAAGUCCAGCAAGUCAAUGGCCGCGCUGAACAACGCCGUCCGACACGCCACCGACGGCUUCAUUGGCAUCCUCGACAUGUUUGGAUUUGAGGACCCUCAGCCAUCACAGUUGGAGCAUUUGUGCAUCAAUUUGUGCUCUGAGACGAUGCAGCACUUCUACAAUACCCACAUCUUCAAGUCCAGCAUUGAAUCGUGCCGGGAAGAGGGAAUUCGAAGUGAUGUUGAGGUCGACUACUUGGACAACGUGCCCUGCAUCGACCUUGUCUCCUCCCUGCGAACCGGUUUGUUGAGCAUGUUGGACGUGGAGUGCACGGUACGCGGCACGGCCGAGUCGUAUAUCCAGAAGGUGAAGGUUCAGCACAAGAGCAACAGCCGAUUGUAUGAGCCACGCCCGCUUGAGGCCCGCACCUUCGGCAUCCAUCACUACGCCGGCAGGGUGGUUUAUGACGCGUCCGACUUCCUCGACAUUAACCGUGACGUGGUGCCGGACGACCUGGUUGCCGUCUUCCACAAGCACAGCAGCAAUUUCGGCUUUGCCACGCACCUUUUCGGUAGUGAGCUCAAAGCGCUCUUCGCCAGGGACGCCGUCCCCGGGGGCCUCAGCUUCAGGAUCUCGCCCACUUCACACACCGACCUGCAAAACGGUGACGAACCGGUGUCUACGCUGACGCAAGACUUCCACACGCGGCUGGACAACCUGCUGCGAACCCUGGUGCACGCAAAGCCGCACUUUGUUCGUUGCGUGCGCACCAACUGGUGCGAGGCGGAGGCGCAGUUCGAGCGCGCGGCCGUGAUGCAGCAAUUCCGCUCGCUGCAGGUGCUCGAAACGGUCAACCUGAUGGCCGGCGGCUUCCCACACCGCAUGCGCUUCAAGGUGUUCAACGCGCGCUACCGCCUGUUGGCACCUUUCAAGAGAUUGCGCAGGUCCGACGACCGCGUACUCGAGGACAGCCACACUAUUCUGCAGAGCUUCGCCCUCGCCCAGCAGUCUGAUCAGGCCAAGGAGUCCUCCGCCUGCAGCACCAGCUCCGUCAGCACCAGCUGGGCGACGGGCAAGAGACACAUAUUCCUCAGUGAGGGUGCGCGUCAGCAACUGGAAGAGAUGCGAAACAGCAAGCGGCAUGACUCAGCCGUGCUGAUUCAGAGCACAUGGCGAGGGUGGCAUCUGCGGAGGCGGUGGCCUGCCUUACGUCGCACCCUGGAAAUGCAGCUGGCCAACUGCGCGACAAAAAAUAACGCAGGUACUGCGAGCAGGCCACGGCCACAGCCCAUCGCAGGAACGCCGCCACCAGACGCUGCCGAAAAGUGCGACCACAAGAUGAUUCAACAAACGUGUUCACUGUUUGGACUCGACCUGGAGAGACCACCACCUGUGCCUCCGAGCCGUUCGUACACCGUCACGGGCAACACUAAACUGGGAUACCCACAAACCAGACUCAUGAAAAUGGCUUUUCCAGAGGAUGGAGGCGUGGACAACGUAGUGCUGCCAAAGGGCGAGUCGGUGGUUGUAGUGGGUGCCUCACAUAGGAGGGGCCACCUGGUGGUCGAGCACAGCAACUGCACGCUGCAUGUGCCUUUUCAAUACCUGGAACUGAAGGCGACGCAACAACAGCGCGGCGUCAGCAUUUGACCGCAGUGCAAUAAAUGAGAUGGACAGCGAAAAUACAAACUCUUCUCUCACAUGUGCCAUUCCUUCACGUUCUCCGCUAUUUCACGUUUGCAAGAAUUUAAGAAAGUCGGCAAGUGAGUGUGCCGACUCCGCCGAUCAGUGCAUUUCUCAGGGCUUUUCGAAGGCAACUUUUUUAAUUUUUUAUCACGCGCUUUAUUUUGAUGAUUUGUAUGUGAAUAAUUUAUGAUGAAUUUAUGAUGUGUUAUAUCGAACUAACCAGCUCUCUGUGCUUUUGUACACUUUGUGAAAAUGGAAUAAAACUAUAGUAAAUA